UAUACAACUCGUUAGAGUUUUGCUGCUACUUUUUCUUUUAGCAGGAAAGUCAUAUUCUUUCUUCAGAAUGUCCAAAAUUGAAUGCUUGAGUGUGGAUAAAAAUUUAAGUGAAUUUGAGUAUUGUCGCUUGAAACCCAUAAAUCGGAAUGUAUCAGAAUUCUCUUUCAAACUAAAGCUUCAUGAUACCAUUAAUGACUUGACUGCGAAUUAUGAACUUUUACAAAAGUUUAAUCGAUAUUCACCAAUUGGCAUAAAUUAUACUUUAAAUAUAUGCAAAUAUUUUACCAAUCGCAAAAAUGAAAAGUUUGUGACUAUAUUUUUUGAUCUAAUGAACAAUUAUAUAAACCUCAAUCACUCAUGUCCAUUUAAGGAUUACAUUCAAUUGGAAAAAUUUUAUGCACGACAUGACAGGCUCCCACUACCGAUACUCUCUGGUGAAUAUCUUUUUAAGACAUCCUGGUUUGUAAAACAAAAAUUGCGCAAACUAUCAAAACUAAACAUGUUUUUAAUGCCAGUAACUAAUCGCGUACAUAAUUGCUGUUUUAUUAUCAUAUUACCAAUAUUGUUGGAGGUUGCGCCUGAGCAACCUGCAGAGUCAUUUGUGAUUUGUGUCACGUCUUUGCCAUCAUUGACAUCACAAAUGCGUGGAUUUCGCAAAAUAAUUUGUCAGGAAAAGAUCAUGAAACAUAAACCUGAAUCAAACCAAGGUUAA
Messenger RNA from Teleopsis dalmanni, 712 nucleotides. RefSeq lists its product as uncharacterized. The transcript has 7 exons. The record is from RefSeq and is a predicted model, not a curated record. NCBI's taxonomy places the organism in Eukaryota, Metazoa, Arthropoda, Insecta, Diptera, Diopsidae. Bases 68 to 712 code for a protein of 214 amino acids.